Actinia tenebrosa (Australian red waratah sea anemone) is the source of this 1286-nucleotide messenger RNA. Its product is annotated as TATA-box-binding protein-associated factor 11-like protein 12. Gene Ontology annotation, molecular function: protein heterodimerization activity; RNA polymerase II general transcription initiation factor activity. Lineage: Eukaryota; Metazoa; Cnidaria; Anthozoa; Actiniaria; Actiniidae. Gene Ontology annotation, cellular component: transcription factor TFIID complex; nucleus. Gene Ontology annotation, biological process: RNA polymerase II preinitiation complex assembly; transcription initiation at RNA polymerase II promoter. The record is from RefSeq and is a predicted model, not a curated record.
AUGGCUGACUCUUUGUCAAGUAAAGAAAAAGAUUUUGCUUCAAAAGAUGCAGAAAAUUCACUUAAAAGAAAACGAGAACCGGACCAAGAGGGUGAAACUCCUUCGAUUAAGAAGGAGCUAGAAGGAAUGGAGUCUCCGCCGGCGAAAAUUGCRGCUAAAACCGCUGAUAUUUCGAGUUCUGCACAAAUUACAACAGAAAGAAGAACGAGCAGUGAUAACAAGAGCAAAGGUACUGAAUUAUCUACCCCGAGCACAAGUGAAAACCCACCACAGAAACAAGAGACGGAUGGACAAGGGAAUGAAAAAGAUGGUGGAGUAGAAAAAAUGCAACUGUUAGUGUCGUCUUUCUCAGAGGAACAACUUAACAGAUAUGAGAUGUACAGGAGAGCUGCCUUUCCUAAAGCUGCUAUUAAGAGGUUGAUGCAGAGUGUUACUGGAGGUUCAUCCAUUCCUCCCAAUGUUGUUAUUGCUAUGGCUGGAAUUGCUAAAGUAUUUGUUGGAGAAGUUGUUGAAGAAGCUUGUGACACAAAGGAACAAUGGGGAAAUAAAGGGCCACURCAACCCAAACAUCUGAGAGAAGCUGUAAGAAGAAUGAAGAAGAAAGGUUUAGUGCCGAGCAUAAGAUAUAAAAAACAAUUACUACACAGAUAGAUGAUACCUGCUACCAUUGAGGUAUUCAGUUGUAUGGUAAUUUGGGCUCCCUGUGGAAAAGAWGUUGAGGUGUUUGGGUACCCUGUGGUAGAGUCUAUUUUGAGUCUGAUACAAGAUAUGGUUAUCCUGUGCUAUAAGAUUCCAGAACAUGAUUUGGGUGUUCUGUACUAGAGCUGUAUGGAUAGGUAUGGGUACCCUGUGCUAUAAGAUUCCAGAACAUGAUUUGGGUAUUCUGUACUAGAGCUGUAUGGAUGGCUUGAACACUCAAGAGCCUAUAUCAUGGUAUACAGCGAGAGAAAGCAUUUUUCGGCACCCUGUAGUGYAUAAAAACUAUUUUGGAUACCAAAUAAUGAGUACUCGGCAGACUCGGCAUAUCUAAUAUGCUCGUAAGAACUAAGUAACAGUCAAAAUCAAUCUCCAUUCUUUGUUUUACUCUAGAGAGUUUUACCCUGUAGUGAGAAAAUAUUGCAGGUCUUCCUGGAAAUGGUAAUGUGUGAUUUUGACUYGGUGGUCAACAUAAGAGAAUUACGCCUUCUUGGUGACUUGCUAUUUUCUAAAGGUGGUUUGUUUCAGUUCUGAACAUAUUUGUGCUAAAACGUGACACUUUCUUUCACUGAUAUUUCAACUUGAACACU